Molecule: messenger RNA, 984 nt
Organism: Naegleria lovaniensis
Lineage: Eukaryota; Heterolobosea; Eutetramitea; Acrasida; Naegleriidae
Exons: 3
Coding region: 1-984 (327 amino acids)
Biological process (GO): G protein-coupled receptor signaling pathway
Cellular component (GO): heterotrimeric G-protein complex; cytoplasm
Molecular function (GO): protein binding; signaling receptor complex adaptor activity
Source: RefSeq, a predicted model, not a curated record
AUGGCUUCUAUACAAGAACAAAUUAACAAGGCUCGUCAGGAAGCUCAAUCAUUACAAGAACAAAUCAAGAAGAGUAUGGAGGGUGGUAAUGAUGCUAAAUUAUCUCAAUUGGAUGCCGCUCCAAUCACUCCAACCAAACUCAAGGUCAGAAAUAUCCUCCGUGGUCACUUGGGUAAAGUCUACAGCUGUGCUUGGAGUCCAGUUCCAGACAGCAAACUCAUGGUCUCUGCCUCUCAAGAUGGUAAACUCAUUAUAUGGAAUGCCUUGACCACCUACAAACAACAUGCCAUUACACUUCGUACUAAUUGGGUCAUGACUUGUUCCUACUCAAAUUCUGGACAAUAUGUUGCUUCUGGUGGUUUGGACAAUAUUGUUUCCAUCUUUAACAUUAAUCAAUUGACUGAAGCAACAGAUAGUUCACAACCAACCACUCCUCAUCGUGAAUUGAGUCAACACACUGGUUACAUUAGUGCUUGUAAAUUCAUUUCAAAUGACAAGCAAAUUUUAUCCAGCUCUGGUGACAUGACUUGUAUUUGUUGGGAUGUUGAAAUGGGCGUCCAAUCAAGACCUUCCAAUCGCACACUGGUGACUAUCGGGGAAGUGUGUAGCUACUUUUGGUGGUCACGACUCGAUGUCAACUGUGUCCAAUUUUUCCCUAAUGGUUUGAGCUUUGCCACUGCUUCUGAUGACAAUACUUGUAGACUCUUUGAUAUUCGUGCUAGCAGAGAAUUGAAGGUAUAUUCUGAUGAUUCUGUCAGAGAAGGUGCUACAUCUAUUUCAUUCAGCAAGUCUGGACGUUUGAUGUAUGCUGCCUACGAUGAAAAGUCAAUUGUUGUUUGGGACACCUUGAAGGGUAAAAUUAUUCAAAACUUGACCAACGAACAAAAUGGACCAGACGGAAGAGUUGCUUGUCUUGCUGUUUCUCCAGAUGGCAAUGCAUUAUGUACUGCCUCUUGGGAUUACAAUUUGCAAAUCUGGGCCUAA